Messenger RNA from Colletotrichum graminicola M1.001, 1083 nucleotides. RefSeq names its product late sexual development protein. The coding region runs from base 1 to 1083 and encodes 360 amino acids. The record is from RefSeq and is a predicted model, not a curated record. The transcript is spliced from 2 exons. NCBI's taxonomy places the organism in Eukaryota, Fungi, Ascomycota, Sordariomycetes, Glomerellales, Glomerellaceae.
AUGCAACUCACAAAUAAUAUCACGGCUACCGUGGCGCUGCUUGCAGGCCUUUCGGCAGCGGCACCACUCGAGCGUCGAGGCUUUUCCGCCCUUCUCCCAACCAGCCCGGAGGAUAUCAAGCAGGUCCAGAUAGACGCUCGUGGUUCUCUACCAAACUCGCCGCCGCCGCCAAAGCUGGAGCAGAGCAGUUUGACAGCGUUUCAACUCAUUCAGUUCAACGAGCAAUUCGAGGUCGCCUUUUUCUCCUCCAUGCUUGAAAACGUCACCAAUGGAGGAAAUGGUUGGGACGCUCCGGAUAAGGACAAGCUGAUAGACGCGCUCAAAGUCGUGGUUGCUCAAGAAAAGCUUCAUGCGCUCGAUGCCAAAGGCGUCCUCGAUCACUUCAAGGCCUUCUCGCCCCCGCCCUGCCAGUACCAGUUCCCGACAGACAGCUUGAGGGACGCCGUCUCGCUUGCCGAAACCUUCACAUCCGUCGUCCUGGGCACCCUUCAAGAUGCGAAUCAGCUGCUAGCAAAGAACGGGGACGCUGGCCCCGUCCGGGCCGUGAGCGCAGUCAUCGGCCAGGAAGGCGAGCAGAACGGCUUCUACCGCAGCUAUUUGUCACACCCACCGUCGUCGCAACCGUUCCUCACGACCUCGAUCGCUCCAUUCGCCUACUCCGCGCUGCAAGCCUUCGUCGUCAAGGACUCGUGUCCGUUCAAGCUGACAGACAUCGACAUUCCCAUCUUCGCCCCGUUGGUAGUCAAGCAGAUGGUGGAUGGUGGGGAGGUCAGGGCCAUGAACCAGAAACUCAGCUUUUCGGUCGACCUGAGGCAGCUCAUCACCGCCGGCAGAUUCCUGGGAAAGGACACCGGAGCCCUUUUCGUCACGUAUCUGAGCGGGCUCAACGUGCCGCUCAGCGUUCCCGUUCAAAACCCGCAGUGGGAAGGGUCUAAAAUCACGUUUGAUGCCGAUUUCCCAUUUGAGCAGAACAGCAUGUUUGGCCUGUCGAUUGCGGCUCUUACUUUUGACAAUGGCUUCGCCAGCCCUGACGACGUUGCGAAAUCAACGCUGGCAGGCCCUGGGUUGAUUCAAGUCAACUGA